Messenger RNA from Lachancea dasiensis, 1419 nucleotides. The record is from the annotation of a GenBank genome assembly. NCBI's taxonomy places the organism in Eukaryota, Fungi, Ascomycota, Saccharomycetes, Saccharomycetales, Saccharomycetaceae.
AUGCUUAUGAAUCUCCGAGGAUUAGGCUCUCAGAACGGUUUACGAUUAGUAGGGAAACGUUUGAACAGUGGGCUGUCAUCGUCGCUCUUAUCCGGAGAUGCUGGUCCAGAGAAGGACAACAGUUCGUGGAACAUUUUUAAAACAUUAUUCAACAAAGAAUCCACCACAAUAACCUACAAACGGGCGGUUGGUUCGGGUUUGUCCAGUGAUCAGGCUACUAGAACUGUCUCGUUUAGUAACCUUUUUUUAAGAGACUCGUCACAGAGUAAGAAAUCGGUAGAUCCGUCAUCGGGCCAAAAGCUAUUCCAAACCGGUCAGCUGCUUAUGAACCCCAGAUCUACCGUACCGCAGAAAGUAGAUGUGACAGCAGAUCGACAAUCACUGCAGAUCGACUGGGGCGAUGGCGAUUCCUUCACAUAUUCUCUUGAGUUUUUGGAUCGCUACUCUGGACACUCGAGUGAAGACCUAUCAGCAGCUUUACCGUUGGCUCAGCAACCACCAGUAAUUUGGGAUCAAGCGCUUCUCAAGCAGAAUAUCGGGAAGCUCUUGUCCGUCAACUACGGUUCGUACAUGGACGAAGCUAACCCGAGUGCUUUACUCAACACCCUAGAGAACAUGCGUAAAUUUGGUAUUUCAUUCAUUGCCGAGUUUCCAAAGGAAGAGCAGGAAACCCUGCUGAAAAAUGUCGCAGAGCGGAUUGGUCCCAUCCGUGCCACGUUUUAUGGCGAAGUUUUUGACGUAAUGAAUAAACCAGAUGCAGAGAACAUCGCAUACACAGCACAUAACCUUCCAUUGCACCAGGAUCUUCUUUAUUUGGACAGCGCGCCUGGCUGGCAGAUUUUGCAUGCCAUUAAAAACUCGUCUAGUGGUAGCGAAGCCGGCAUGAACUAUUUUGUAGAUGGGUUCAAUGCUGCCCGUUUCGUUCGUGAUUCAGAUGCAGAUGCCUACGAGGCACUGACACAGGUCCCCAUCAACUACCACUACAACCGCAACGAUAAUCGUUAUUACAAUUCUCGUCCAUUGAUAGUGGAAAAUGAGGUCAACACUGACAAACUAGUGUCAUCUAAUUACGCUUCAUUGGUAAAAGCUAUAAAUUAUUCCCCUAUGUUUCAAGCGCCUUUCGACUUUGGGAUUUGGGAUAAACCCAAGGGCCAGGAGCUAUCCACACCAAGCGGCAAAUUGACUCAAAGGCUGCUUUUCAAGGAUUUCCUGCGAGGCUUGGCUCUUUUUGAGAAAUUUAUAAGUCUUCCGGAAAACCAAUUCAGGCUCAAACUCCCUGAGAAUACAUGUGUUAUUUUCAAUAACAGGCGUCUCCUUCAUGCUCGCACUUCCUUUACAGGCCACCGAUGGCUGCGGGGCUGCUAUUUAGACGAUGACGCAGUGAAUAGUAGGUUGUCGUAUUUGCAGGAGUUAAACUGA